Messenger RNA from Hymenoscyphus albidus, 1725 nucleotides. The record is from the annotation of a GenBank genome assembly. NCBI's taxonomy places the organism in Eukaryota, Fungi, Ascomycota, Leotiomycetes, Helotiales, Helotiaceae.
AUGGCUGAAACACCUUCUAGCGCAUCAUUUGCGCAAGAUAAGGAUCUAUCCCUAGUUUAUCAGCUCUUAGAGGUAUGCCCAUCUUUGGGUCCCAAAGACGCAAGAGCUAUCCUUGACGCGACAGACUGGGAACUCAACGAGGCUGCUGUCCUUGCACUUGGGUACCCCAACGGAGGCAAUCUUGGCCGAGGCGCUAUUGGUAUGAUCUCUGCUUCUUCCUAAAACAUUGGAUACUGACAUUAUUCCUUCGAAGCUCUCACGACGAGUCCAGAGCCUCAAGAUAACCCCGACAAGGAGAAUCAGUCCACUGGUAACAUCACCAGUCAAGCCAUCAACUCUAGUAUGUGUUCCCUUCCCAUUCACAGAUUAUCUUUGAUGUCAAUUGCUGAUCCAUUAGAUAUCUUUGCCGCAUAUGGUAGUAACACUCGUCCUGAAGGAGCCUCCGGAGAGGUACGUCCUCAUAUAUGUAAGCCAAAUCUCCCGAUGUACUCUGCGUAACAAUUCGCAACAAGCUAGUUCUAACAAUUUUCAGCACCACCACUCUUUAUCAUCGCUGAAGACCCAUAUGAUGGAGACUCAGGCGUCCAAGGAAAGGUCAAAUAUUUGGAGUCGCUCUACCCUCAGUUCUUGCAAAGUUUACUACUCGAUAUUUUUGGAGGGAACGUAAAAGAAAUGGUGCAUCAUUUUGAUGGACUGUUGGGAAUUCAGCGCGAUUCAAUUGAUGGGAAAGAAGCGUCCACGCCAGAAAAGAGAGUUCCUGAGGAAAAGAAAGGUAAAAAGAGGGAUUUGGUCGAAAUGGUAAGCUACAUCUGUCAUGGUUUCGUGUGUUUCAGCAUGCUGAUUCCCGUUAGAAAGAGAAUGAACCUACGCAAGGCGAAGCUUCUUCCAAGAAGCCAAAGACUGAGAAACUUCAUGACCUAGCUGCAGAGUGGAUUCGGUAUGCUGCACUACCAUUUCGUCCUCUCAACUCACUAAUUCUCUUCUCAGAAACAAUCUCAGAGGUCAAUCUACGGGUGCUAUCAUCGUUUUCAAGAGCGGACAAGUACAUGAAGUCAAAUUUCACCCCUCGUUCUUCGCACGCCUACCAGGUCUUAACACAAUAUACAUCAAAGCUCUCACUGCAUUUCGCGACACAAACCCGGACAACAAAGACGAGAAUCCUGAUAUCCAACUCACAAUGCCCGACUAUCUGAGUAUCGAGGCAUUUGAUCUCCUCAUCUAUUAGUGUGCCACCCACCUGUCGCGAAACACCCUGUCCGACGUCCUAUUGGCCUGCCCUGCGGACAAACAACUAGACAUUCUUCUUGAAGCCGCCCUUUUCGGCGAAUCAGUCAGCUCGGCUUUUGGAUGGUCUACCUCUUUGCCUAACACCAUUCGUGAGAUCCUCAGUGAUUCUCGAGAAUCUUUACGAUGCCGACAUCUCGAGAUCGCUUUCUCCGCCACCUCCCCCCUCACAGAUCCCGACCAGAAGGUUCUGGUCGAAGCCUGCUUUCGUGGGUUUUUGAAACAUAGAAAUGGGACUGGUGUAGGGGAGUGGAAGUUUGAUAGUAUGAUGGAGAAUAUUGGGUUUAAGGAAAUGCUACUAGAGGUUUUCACGGGGGCUUGGUGGGCAAGACAUGAGGAGUUGAAUGUUAUUAUGGAUCCGUUGGAUAGCAGUGAACUUAGUGUUUAGUGACUUUGAGCGAAUUACAUAAGAUUGGCCCUAAUGCCCUUAUCAUACAUCCG